This is a messenger RNA of Monodelphis domestica (gray short-tailed opossum), 4792 nucleotides long. Lineage: Eukaryota; Metazoa; Chordata; Mammalia; Didelphimorphia; Didelphidae. The record is from RefSeq and is a predicted model, not a curated record.
GCCAGGUGUGGAAGCUAGGGAAAAUCGUUGAUCUCAAAGCAUACAAGUCAGAACGCCAGUGCUCUGAAGGUCACCACCAGCCUCGACAGUGAGGAGUCCUUGAGUCUUUUCAAGCUACAGCAAAUGGAGCGGUAUGGAAUAGGAGACAUUUAGGAGACAUGAACUGCCUGUUCCUGCAAAUGCUCAUUGGUUUCUGGAACAUCAAAAAGUUACAGUUCACUUCUGCACGCUAGUGCCUCUCCUCAGAAGCCGCAGUUAGCCGACGCUGAGGUAAAAUUCGUUUCUCUGAGGCACCUGUGAAGAAAACUGUUGACCAUCCAGGCCAGGUGGAGGGAAUAGAAAGACGACAACAUCUAUAAUCCCAAAACCAUCUGGUUUUCUCAUUUUCUCCUCAGCAGCCUCGUCAGGUGUGGUACAGCCAGCGAGGCCUGCAGAACCAUGAAGCUCACAGAUGGUGUUUUGCGGAGCUUCCGUGUAGCCAAGGUUUUCCGUGAGAACUCAGACAAAAUCAACAGCUUUGACUUCAGUGUCAGUGGUGAGACGGCUGUCUCAAGCAACAGUGACGAUACCAUCACUCUGUAUGACUGUCAGGAGGGCAAACCGAAGAGAACCCUGUACAGUAAGAAAUAUGGUGUAGACAUAAUUAAAUACACACGGGCAGAAAGCACUGUAAUAUAUAGCUGUAACAAAAUAGAUGAUGCAAUCCGAUACCUGUCAUUGCCUGAAAACAAAUAUAUUAGAUACUUCCAUGGGCACAAGAAAACCGUGGUGACCUUAUCCAUGUCACCCUCAGAUGAAACCUUUAUCUCUGGGUCUAUAGAUAAAACCAUCCGACUCUGGGAUCUUCGAUCUCCCAACUGCCAGGGUUUAAUGCAUCUCCAGGGAAAGCCAGUUUGUUCAUUUGACCCAGAAGGGUUAAUUUUUGCAGCUGGAGUCAAUUCUGAAAUGAUUAAGCUUUAUGAUCUCCGCUCUUUUGAUAAGGGUCCAUUUGCAACCUUCAGAAUGGAGCAGGAUAAGACCUAUGAGUGGACGGGCUUAAAAUUUAGCAAGGAUGGCAAACACAUCCUAUUAUAUACCAAUGGCAGCUGUUUCCAUGUAGUUGAUGCCUUUAAGGGUAUAGUGACACAUAUUUUUUCAGGGUAUAACAACCACCAGGCUCUCUCAUUGGAGGCUGCCUUCACUCCAGAUUCUCAGUUUGUUAUGAUUGGGUCUGAAGAUGGUAAGAUCCAUAUCUGGAAUGGAGAAAAUGGAGAGAAAGUGGCUGUUUUGGAUGCGAAACACACAGGUCCCAUAACCUGCUUACAGUUCAAUCCUAACUUCAUGACCUUUGCCAGUGCAUGUUCUAACAUGUCAUUCUGGCUGCCUACUAUUGAUGAUUAAUCUCAUCCUUAUCAAUUGUGUCUGUACAUUGAAGUUCAGGCACAUUGAGGAUGAAAAGAACUGAGUUUAAAAAAAAAGAAAAAAGAAAAAAAAAAGAAAAAAGAUUUAAAAAAGCAAAAAAAAAAGAAAAAAAGAUUUAAAAAGAAAAAAAAAGCAAAAAAGAGAAAAAAAAGAAAAAAAUGAUUGACUAUUAUUAUUUUGAUGACUUCCACACAGUCCUUUUUCACGAACACGAUUUUUGCCUACGUUCCUUUCCCCCCUCCUUUCCUUUAGAAGAACUCUUUAGUGCUGCAGAUAUGAAGUCAAACCUCUUUAUUUCCAGCUCCAUAUUACAUGAAACCCUCCAUUGGAGAUGAGCUAUGUCAGGCUUAUGAAUGUGAGUGUGGAACCCUGUCAUAGCAUCCUUUUUAAUUUUAUUUUACAUUGAGGAGCAAAUAAAAUCUUAGCCAUAUGUGUAAGCUUGUACUACACACAAACCAAACUGGCAAAUGGAUUUUUAAGAAUGAUAUCAUUAAAUAUUGGAGUGCUUUACUAAUAGGAGACUGUGUCCUUAAAAGACCUGUAAGAUACCAAAAAAUCACACAGUCCCAUCUCUCGUAUAUAUAGCUAUGCCUUGGGCCCCCCACCCUAGCUCGUUCUCUGAAACUGCUAUGUCUACAGAUGCAGACUACUGAACACUACAUCCUCCAUCUUGGGAUGAGGUUGAGAUAGUUUCAUAGUCCUACCCUGGCAUUAUACCCACCAUUAAAGAGAGUGGACAUAAGAAAUAAUUAAAGGGUGGGGGCAUUUUAAAAGGCAAAAAUACUAUAGAUGUCAAGAGUUAGAAAGCUCUCUUAAAACCCAGAGCGCUAACAAAUAAUUCAAAAGAAAUUAUCCUAAAAUUAUAAAAGCAAAUGAAUACUAAACCAUCAUAGAGAGAUAAGCCAAAGAGAAAAGAAACAAUGCCUGAUGAGAAACUACCAGAGACCUCCAGAAACCAAAGAGAACAUGAGCAUCAAGCGAUGACACAACUACUAGUAAAAGAGAGGAAAUACAGUAGAGAAGACUUUAGAGAUGAUUACAUAGCAGAAUUUAUGACUCUCAAUAUAAAGACAAAAAUUUGCUUAACAGAAAAAUGUGUGAUUAUUCCUUGAAAGCAUCUUUAGAGUCUGUGAGACAUGAACAGAUUUGUCCUAAAAAAAUACUGAAGGGGACAAAAACUAUCAGAAAAAAAACCAUUAAAACCAUCAAAAUUUGAAAAACAUUAAAAUAAUGCAAUCUCCAUACAAUUGAAAACCCUUGACUUUGUACAAAGACAAUUUAAAGAUCAAAGACUCUCAGAAAAAUGAUAACCUGAUCACCUUACUGUAGGAAAUAAUAUUAAAUAACUGCCCUGAACUUUUUAACACUCAAAAUUAAACAUCCAUCAAAAGAAUUCAUAGGUCGCUUCAAGUGAAAAGAACCCCACGUUUUCAUGCUCAGUGUACAGUAUUUGAAAUGGACAGUAGAAAUAUCAACAACAAAUUCUAUACCCAACCAGAAAAGAACUUUAAGUAUAAAGCAAAGGAGUCAUUAGAAACCACAGAAACCAAUGACUGUUUUUUUCCCUCUGAAAAGAUAAGGAUUGCAAACAGACAACAAAGACUGUCCCCUACUAACCUGACAGUAACUGCCAACAAAAAGACAUUCCAUAAAAGAGAUGCAUUUGAGGUAUUUUGGCCCCCAUUUCCAAAUAAAACAAAACCUUGAGCAGAAUACUGAUCUCCACAGUGAAUUAGCCCACCUUUAACAUUUAGUUUAUUAAAAGUGAAAGACUGGCCUAUAGUAAAACAACAACAACCAAGAAGGGAUUGCAAAGAGAUUUAGCCCACAAGUAGAUAAAGAUGUAAGCAGAAAUAUGAAGAGUUGGAGAUGUUACAGUGUGGAGCAGAGCUGAAGCCCAGCGGACUCAACUCCAUUACAGAUGAGAAAUUGCAUUGCAGAGCAUUUCGAGUGCCUUGUCCACCGUCCCUGCAGCCAGCUGGUGACAGAGCCAAGUAUCAGAGUGGAGGGUUCCUGCCUCCCUUUUCCAGCGACUUCUGCUACUAUGGAUCAUCUCCUAUCAUCGAGGACCAAGGAAACAACAAAGGACAAUGACAAGAUAACACCUAUGAAUAUUUGCCACAUAGAAAGACAGCCUAUUUGUUUCUGAUACAGGUCUCCUAGGAAAAGACGAAGAAAAGGUUGGAUAAUCCAGAUAGUGAGAUCCUUAACAAUGUCCCUGUAGGCAGAUCAUCGAUGGUCAUGUGCUGUGGCCUGCUUCUCCAUGACAUGGGUCUCUCCAUUACCUAUUCAGCCACCUGUCACCUGAAUCCUUUGUCACCUCACAGAUCUCCAUGAUGCACAGCAACUACUCAUCUUUGUAGAGAACACUGGAGUUGAAAAGGGCUGGUUUUGUGAUGGAGUAGCUUUAAGAUCAUUGAAUGUAAUCCCUGGUUUCCUACAUACAUUAUUCCCUGGAAUCUUUUUCUUCUUGUUCACCCCUAGGCCGAGUAUCAUAUCUUUGCACAUAUGUGAGGCUUGUCUAAGAUAUAUGAAAGCAUUAACUCAUUGUUCUUCUAGUCCAACUACUGUCAUCUGGGUAAUAUGCGCUCUCUACAUUCUGCUGUUUGUAUUUCUCAUUGAUAUGGGCACUCUCUGCUUGAUAGCCAAUUAAGAUCCAUCCAGGCUCUAAGAUCUUAUGUGACUUUUCCAUGUUCUUCCAAAUAGCUGCUAUUGGGUUCUCGCCCAGUCUGUUUAGGGCCUUUAUCUAAGUCUUGACACCACUAACAUGAUACCAUAUUUUGUGGGAUGUCCAUCAUCAUUUCCUCUUUAUAAACUUGGUAUGUUGUUUUCUGUGGGUGUGUUCUUCUCUUAAUGUUCUUUGAUUUCCUAUUGGACAAUGUAGUAUUUCAAGGUUUGGUUUCAUUUGUAUUUCUUCAUAAGGUGCAUCAGAGAUAUGAAAGUUCAAAUGUGGUACUUCCCCUGUCAUUGAUGGCACAAAUUAAGCCCUAUAGUAAGACAAAUCUGUUUCAUUUCACGUCUUUGUCAUGCUUUCUUCACUCUCAUAUACUUGUCUUUCAGAGUAAUCUCUCUUUUCAGACAAAAUAUAUGUUUGUACAUAAAAGAUACUUCCCAACAAAACACCUGAACAUCCCCACAUAAAACCUGUUACUUGAAGGGAACGAGGGACUGUGAUGCCAGAAAUAACAAUAAAGAAGGAAGGCCUCUGAGCAUUCUUAAAAUUUAUGAGAACUACAGAGGGAUAUGCCAUCAAUACAGACCCCAAAGUUAAAUUAUAACAUCUCAGAAGUUAGAAAAACAUAAACAGGAAGGUGUUUACAGUUUGAUGUAUUUCUUCUGCCUUGUUUCAUGUAAGGGGAUGUAUAUUUUAUGCAAUAUUUGUUAACUUCAU